CCACUGGAAAGGGGACAACUGGGCUUUGUAGUCAGGCACAUUAACAGUGCAACAUGGUGGCAUGAGCAUCUUUCUGAAGAGAAUGUCCAGUUUCUCAAGAAGUUAACUGCGGAGGAAUACAAAGCUCAGACAGCCAGCAAGCUGUACCCUCUGAAAGAUGAGCCAUGGCCACUGAAUGAGUGGAAACCAGGUUCCAUCCGAGUUGGUGUUGUUGCAGUAAAACUGGGAAUGAUGCCAAUAUGGACCAAGUCAGGAAAAAAACAUGCUGUCACACUACUUAAGGUGCAAGAUUGCCAUGUUUUAAAAUACAUUUCAAAGGAAGAGUCAGGUGGAAGCACAUCUCAGCUACUUGUUGGAGGCAAAAAUGCAUCUCCUUUUUCUAAAUCAGAGUCUGCAAUGGAAAUUUUUAAAGAAGCUGGAGUACCACGGAAGCAGAAAAUUACAUUAUUUAAUGUAACAGAUGAUGCCAUAAUUAAACCAGGUACUCCUUUGUAUGCUGCUCACUUCCGCCCAGGGCAAUUUGUGGAUGUUACUGCAAAAACAAUUGGUAAAGGAUUUCAAGGUGUCAUGAAAAGGUGGGGAUUUAAAGGUCAGCCUGCAUCCCAUGGCCAGACGAAAACUCACAGACGUCCUGGAGCAAUAUCUACCAAUAAAGCUGCCAAAGUUUAUCGUGGAAAGAAAAUGCCUGGUAAAAUGGGUAACAUCUAUAGGACAUCUUUUGGAUUAAAGGUGUGGAGGAUCAACACAAAACAUGACAUUAUUUAUGUAAAUGGGUCUGUUCCAGGUCACACAAAUUGUCUGGUGAAGGUCAGAGACAGCAAAUUGCCUACUCGCAAGGACUGCAAUAAAAACCCUCCGUUUCCUACGUUUUUUGCUGAUGGAGAUGAAAACCUACCAGAAGACCUGUAUGAUGAUGAGGUUUUCCAGUUCACAGAUCCAUCUGUCACAUAUGCAUAAUGUUCUUCAUGUCUUUAGAAACAGACAAUUUUGUUAUUUUCACAAACUAAAAGUAAACCUAUGAAUUGCGGUCUGGGCAACUGACUUGAACACUUCAGAUACUGACAUUUUAGUCAGGUAAUAACAUUUAUCACCGCCAAUUUCAAACCUCUGUUUAAAGCAGCAGGUGUGUCUGCAGGGCAGGAUGUCAAGAACAGUUUGUGUUCAGUGAUCUUCUAUCCUCUGUCUCAGGCUGUGAAAAAUAACACGUGUGAAAAACUGUUGUUUUGAAGAUGGUUCCAUUUAAUUUUCUGAAUGCUACCAAACUCUUUCUCUUUUGUAGAAAGUACUCUGGCCAACUCUGAUCAAUCAAAAAAAACUUCCAUAUCUGCCUUGGCAUCGGGGGGGGGGGGGGGAAAUCUGUGUAGAGUAAUCCAAAAUAAAAGAAAAUGCAUUGCUCUGUAGGAGCAUGAGCUUGUUUUGUUUCCUUCUUUUACCAGAGCUCUUUCUCUCCUUUUGCUUUAAUGUUGAGUUUAAUGUAACAAAUACCCAACAAAUUUUCUAGGGGAAAGAUGCUGCCAACCACUGUCUGUCUCUUCAGAGAGUUCUGGCAGUGUGUACAGUGAGGGGGUGUUCGGAUGGGAAAUGUUCAGUAACAAAGCAGCACUAAGACUGCAGUUGCCACCUGUUUGUUGCCUUUGCUGACAGCUUGUUCUGAACUUCACAGAGGAUCCCUUGCAUAGUCUCUGAAGAAAUAUCUCCACAUCUACAGUUGUCUCUGUACUGGAUUUUUAUUUGAUUGUAGGAGAGCUAUAACAAAGAAAGCAAGCCAAAUGUGAAGGAUUUGUCUUUAUGAUAAUGCUCAUUUUUCUUCUACUCUACCUUUCAGUGAUAGCUGGAAUGAAUACGCUCCUUUUAUUUUUCAUCUUACGUGAUUUACUAUUUAUGUCUGAUCUUUUGAAUGCUGUAAAUCUACCCACGUCUGGAAGCAAGUACCUGCAUAACUGUCAGUGCCGUCUGAGUGUGUGUUUACAAGACCUACAGGAGUUCAAGAAUUUGCACAUACUAAGCUACUGUUAAUACUGUGACAGUGCUAUCUACUCAUCUUUGCAGCUUCAUCACAAGACAUCAGAUAUCUAAGUAAAUAUGAGAUUCCUAAAGACCUCACUAAUACUAUCCAAUUUAAAAGGUGAUCUCCUUGUCAUUAUGGUGUCUCUGUCACUGAAGAUGUUUUGAAUUUUUUUGUAAGAAACCAUGUGUCAUCUUAAACAGGCUGUAUAUAGCUACUGGCUUGUAGAAGACUGGGAGGGAUCAUUAGAGACUGUGGUAUGGAAAUGUGAACUGGUAAAUAUCUAUGUUGUAGGGUAUGCUCUUAACUGGAUUCAGUUGAAUUAAAAUGUCAUUCAAAUGAAUGCAUCAGAAUGCUGAAUAACAGCACCACCUUCAUGCUUCCCCUUCAGUAAAAUGGGCUCUGCAAGUGCAGGCAUCACACAGCAGAUGUGGUGCAAGAAGCCCAUACAUGUAGUGACUACCCAGAGGGGUGUCAUGUUUUGGCCGUGAUACUAGUAAUAAGUGCAACCUGUCACCUGUUCCAGAUUUCCUGAAGAGGUGUUUGGUGUUCCUCUCCUGAUUACAAAAUAGAUUUUUUUAAGUUACAGUGUUUCAAAUUUACUUGCUGUCGAACACCUGUAAAUCAGGGUGUGGCCAUAUGCAUAGCGUGCUAUUCUGCUCUGGUUUAUGGAAUAAUUCUGGCACACAUACAUUUUCCUUGAGCAGCUUUGCUGUUGUUCUUGGUUUUUACUUCAUUGGUAAUGAUCCUGGACUAUCACUGAGAUGACCACACAGAGAGAUGCUUUUUCCUACUUGGUUUCUCAGCCAGACUCUGGGCUUCUUUCCUGUAAAUUGUAAUUUGGUUUUCUUCCAGCAUAUACCUUGGAAAGCACCAAGAGUCAAAUAUCAAAGGGAGCCACAGGUUUAAAAAAGUACAUUAAGAUUUACUCCAGAUCAAAUGAGAUUUCAGCUUAAGGGGAAAAUAGGCAACCUACUUUAAUUCCUGUUUCUUUGGUAAGUGAAGAUCUUCUCCCUUUAUGGCCUAAACAGUGACAUUCCGAUGAUCUGAUCAUGUUACUUUUUAGCUUCAUUGUCCAGGGAAUGACUGCAGUCAUUCAGAGAAUUCUCUAGUUAACGCCUUCUAUUUGUUUAAAAUUUCUGCUGAAGCCUAUGUAUUGUCAGAGUAGUCUCUGCAGUUGUUUUUGAAAUGCGUGCUGGAUGUGAGCAGUGUGAUUUUUCCAGAUGUUGCUAAUUCAGGCAGGCAUUUAGUCUCAUUUUUCCUGAGAUGUACAGAUGAAACCUUUUCCAUCUUUGUUUAUCAAGAGUGCUUGGACACUAAAGGCAAGAGUUUUCCUAGCUCAAGUAAAGACUGAUGUCCUGAAAGUUAAGUAUUUUCUGUAGAGCAGAUGCAGGGUAAGAUGGGUAAGAUCUCUUGAUGUGAGCUCAUAGUAGUGCAACCUAGAUUGGAAUAUAAACAUCUAUUAGACCUGUUCUUCCAUCAGGUGUUGGAAGAACGCUUAUGGUGUUGUGUGUCUGAUUUUCCAUAUGCUCCCCAUCUGUUUCUUAUGAUCUUCUGACUAAUGAAGGGAUGUUGUGUACAGGAAAGGCAGGCUGAAUUUAUUUCAAGGAACGAAAUUGUUCAGAAGUGUAAUGACACCACAUGCUUUAAGCCCACCUACAAGUUUGUUCUGGUGCUUACUGAAAUAUUUUUAAAUUUUAUCGAAGGUGUUGGAGCAGAGUAUUUAUUCUUCAGCAUGGCUGAAGGUUGUGGCUUAUCAAGCAGAUGUGCUUUUAGGAGUCAAAUAAAAGCAGACAAGAUUAGACAAAUAUCAAGUCCUCAUGUCUCAGGUGAGCCAACAGUUUCUUGUGCUAAGGGUUGUGUUCAUUUUUCUCAAAAGGCAAACCAAGGUCUCUGUUGCAAGUAGGUGGUAUCUGUGUGUUUUGUUGCCAUUCCUCAGUACUGAAAGUUUAGAGCCAUCAGGGAACAUAAUGCCCAGGCAGCAACAAAAAAAAGCUCUUACUCCAUAUUACUUGUAGAUUAUAAAAGAAGGAGCUGAACGUGUUACCAGGAGUCUAAAUCCUGUAGGAUAACAUCCUACCUAAUGUUGCUGUCUGUUUUGCUGCCUGAGGAAGUAAUUGUUGGCAAGCUCUGCUACCAUUGCUGUAGCUUCUGAAACAGCUGAGAUCUGCCAUGAAUUGUGUACCUGUUUCAGCACAGAGAACAAAGUGGUGUUGUCCUCUGGGAGUAUAAUGCUUGGAAGUUGUGCACUCGGCCCCUUCUGUGUCCUUGAGCUGGUAAAGCACAUAUCAUUUUGCUUUGUGAUGCUUAAAAAUCAUGAGAGGAUCCAGCAAAAAGCAUGAGUGCUUUUAAAAUCAGAGUGUGCGUAGGUUUGUUGUGUCCUUUAUUAUCAUAUUAGAAGAAGCCUGUUGUGCAGCUCUUCUUUUCUUUUAAAACACUAACAUACACCAGUGCCUGUACACCCUGGGAAUUGGACUGUGGCUGGAGUUGCCUGUAACUAUGAGGCAAAACGCAGAUACCGAGCAGUUCCUUCAUGUUUAGUCUAUUUUAUGCAAGCAUUUGUAAAUAUAAAGGCUGUGGGCAAGGUGCUGAGCUUGGGUUUGCAUGUCCAGGAGCACGUUACCCCCUCCUUAGGCUGUUUGGGCUAGUGGGGUGUUUUUAAUAUCACUAGCAUGCUGCUUUGGAGGAGGAUGUAGGGUUGAGAUUUAGCUGUAUUCAUGGCU
Messenger RNA from Athene cunicularia (burrowing owl), 4728 nucleotides. RefSeq names its product mitochondrial ribosomal protein L3 (gene MRPL3). Gene Ontology annotation, biological process: translation. Gene Ontology annotation, cellular component: mitochondrial large ribosomal subunit; ribosome. The coding region runs from base 229 to 957 and encodes 242 amino acids. The transcript has 9 exons. NCBI's taxonomy places the organism in Eukaryota, Metazoa, Chordata, Aves, Strigiformes, Strigidae. Gene Ontology annotation, molecular function: structural constituent of ribosome. The record is from RefSeq and is a predicted model, not a curated record.